AGUAGUGCCACAGUGCCAAGGCAUCUUCCCUCUUGCCUCUUCCCCUCGCGCCCGUCUCCGCCGCCGCCUGCCGUUUCGUUACGUGUCCCUGUGUUACGUGCAGAAGGAGUCCCGAUGUCCCGGCAGAUCCCCAUGAUGUACCGCGACCCCUUCUUCAGGGACCGCGAUCCGUUCUUGCGAGACAUCUUCUCCGACCGAGACAUCUUCGGGGAGCGGGAGAGGCGCGAGCACGUCUUCGACCGGCCGUCCAAGCUCUUCGAUCAGGUGAAGGACCAACACUUCGGCGCCUCCAUGGCUCCUGACGACGUGUCUGUCCCGAGUUCCUCCCUCUAUAUGCGUUCCAGGAGGCCACCGAAGGAGAGAUCGGGCGUCUCGCAGCUCUCACAGGACCAGGAUAAGUUCAUGAUGUGCUUAGACGUGCAGCAGUUCACGCCCGAUGAGCUGAAGGUGCGGGUGGUCGAGGGCGUGGUGGAGGUCGAGGGGAAGCACGAGGAGAGGGAGGACGAGCAUGGGUCCAUCUCAAGGCAUUUCCUCAGGAAAUACCGCCUCCCAGAGGAUGUUAUGAUGGACAUGGUGGGCUCGACGCUCUCGCCCGACGGAGUGCUGACGAUCGAGGCGCCCAAGAAGAAGCUGGAACCCCCCCCUCCCUCCCAGCGUGACGUGCCCAUCAAGAAGAGUGAUGACAAGGCAUAGAGACCGACCGUGCUGAUGGGCCUGAGCUGAGUGAUGAUCUGAUGGUGUGAUGAUGAGGCUGAAUGAAGGGUCUUGGGGAUAUGAUGAAGUCUUUUUUUUUUUUUUUUUCUUUUUUUUUUGAAGUGUUUGUUUGAGAAAAGGGCUUUUAUUCUUGGCUUAUUCUGUGUGGGUCGUUUGUUUUGUUUACUUCUUGCUCUGUUUUUCUCUUCGUAUUCUUAUUGUUUUCUUCUUCCUCAUCCUUCUUCUUUUUCUUCUUCUUCUUCUUCUUCUUCUUCUCCAUCUUCUUCUUCAUCUUUAUCAACCUCUCGGAUCUUUGGCUCAGUCUUACUCCGACGCCUUGCUAUGUAGGCCUAUCCAAUAUUUCUUUAAUGUUUUUUUUCAUUAUAUUAAUAUAACUAACACAAGAAGGGCUUCAAUUUCCAAGGUAGUCUACGCACUCUACGGCCACCGGCUAACAACUAGAGGAUUUUGCAUGAUUUUCCUCUCUAUUCAAAACACACGAGUUGUCUUGGAGAGGAGAGCACACUGUUAAUUUACUUUCUCCGUGUUUUUUCCUGUAUUCUUUCUAUUUACGUUUUUUUUUUUCUUAUUCUGUCUAUAUAUAUCAGCUCUCGAAUCACCCUUAAUCCUGUAUCCUUGUGCUUUAUACAUAUAUAAAAAAUACUGUACUUGUAUUUGUAUUGAAAAUCUGGUAACUUACACGUAACAUUUGGCAAAUGUGUUUUAAAAGAUGAAAAAAAGUGUUGUUGGAGACCGAAAAUUCCAUUGAAAAGAUCACAAAAAAUAUAUAUGUAAAAAGGAGUAUUAAGUGUCAGCUGAUUAGAAAAAAAAAGAAAAAAUAGUGGUUUGGUGAAUCGAAAUCGUCUAGAGUCCGGCUGAGUUGCCUUUUUUUUUUUUUUUUGAGUGGACGCACCAUAGUACUCUUCAAGAAAAAAAAAGCUUGGCUAGUCAUUUCUGCCUUCUUUGUGUACUCCUAAUGCGCUUAAUUACCUAAAUAUCAACGCAUCGCUGCAUUCUACACUAAUCCAUUAGUUCAACAUAUUCUUUGUCACCGAAUAAUACAGUUUUUUCUUUCUUUCUGUAUGUCCAUUCUCCUUUACAACAUUGUUAAUUAGUAUACAGAUGUAUUUUCGUAGAUAGUUGUAUGUCACUCAGUCCAACUGCUAACACGAAACCUUUAUCUUACGCAAGCAGCCAUCUGUACAAGGCAUAUAUAGGAUCAUUAAAAUUUCGCUAAUGUAUACCACAAUAAACUAGAAAUAUAUA
Penaeus monodon (black tiger shrimp) is the source of this 1959-nucleotide messenger RNA. RefSeq names its product alpha-crystallin B chain-like. Gene Ontology annotation, molecular function: protein folding chaperone. Lineage: Eukaryota; Metazoa; Arthropoda; Malacostraca; Decapoda; Penaeidae. The coding region runs from base 115 to 693 and encodes 192 amino acids. The record is from RefSeq and is a predicted model, not a curated record. The transcript is spliced from 6 exons. Gene Ontology annotation, biological process: protein refolding; response to heat.